AUGGACGGCGACGAUGUCGAUACGGACAGCUUUAUUCCAAACUUCCGACUGCCUCCGACCACCUCUGCACCCGGCAUGCCUAUAGGCAUGCAAGCAUCACCUCCGAUGACGACCAGUGCCGCAAGCGAUGGCGGUGGUAGUGGUGUUCUAAUCGAUCCCUACGAUCCUAUGCUGGACGCAGAUCCUUUUGGGCUCACUGCCAGCAUGACCUUUCCUAAUCCUUAUUCAUAUCCGCCGCAACAGCCCAGAAGAUGA
Molecule: messenger RNA, 255 nt
Organism: Exophiala dermatitidis NIH/UT8656
Lineage: Eukaryota; Fungi; Ascomycota; Eurotiomycetes; Chaetothyriales; Herpotrichiellaceae
Exons: 1
Coding region: 1-255 (84 amino acids)
Source: RefSeq, a predicted model, not a curated record